Molecule: messenger RNA, 3089 nt
Organism: Nomascus leucogenys (northern white-cheeked gibbon)
Lineage: Eukaryota; Metazoa; Chordata; Mammalia; Primates; Hylobatidae
Gene: ENTPD2
Product: ectonucleoside triphosphate diphosphohydrolase 2
Exons: 10
Coding region: 1026-2513 (495 amino acids)
Biological process (GO): nucleoside diphosphate catabolic process
Cellular component (GO): plasma membrane
Molecular function (GO): GDP phosphatase activity; UDP phosphatase activity
Source: RefSeq, a predicted model, not a curated record
UCCCUGACGCUGUGUGGCUGGAAUUAUUGGGACAAGAAUUCCCACUUCGCAGCAGGCGCGAAGGGGGUGGCCCCUGGCCGGGCUGGGAUGCGGGGCCUGUGAGGCGUCAGAGCCGAAAGGCCAGCCAUGUCGUGGGACGGAGGGGCAGGGCUUGAGUCUGGGGCCAGCUGCGCUUCGCCUGCCCCAGCCAUCCCCAGAAGCCUGUUGCUGACCCGCACCCCAAGCCUGGCCUGGGGACCCUCUUCUUUGCCUUUCAGGCCACGUAGAGGCACCACCUGUUCCCGUCUGGGGGAACCCUCCUCUGGCCUCCGCAGCCCAAGCCUCUGUGCCCCUCAGGCCAAGGGGGCAGCCGGCGCGGCCGAGGCCCUGGGCUGGGAGACAGGGACCUUUGGCCCGGUCUGUGCCGCUUCUCUUCUGUUUCUCGGGUCGGUGUGACCUGGGCCGUCCCUGCCCUUCCCCGCCCCUGCGUCCUCACCUUCACCUCAGUACAGAGCUAGGUGCUGGCCCUCGGCUUCCCCCUGAGUCCCCAGCCCGGGCCCCGCGUGGCUCCGCAGCCGACAGUGCCUCAUUCGUGCAAGCGAGUCUGGCCUCCUUUCCCGGGCCCAGGAAAAGCGCGGCUCUCCAGCACAGGACCCUCCGAGCCGGCCUCGCCCGCCCACCUCCACGCCAGGUCUCCUGCCUCCACGGCCGGGGGAUCCCCUUGCUGAGUGGGUGGGAACGGGAAGGUGGGCCAUAGCCGCGGGGCGCCCGGGCUGAGAGCCGGGAGCGGGGGAGCGGCGCCGCUGACUCAGCCGCGCCCGCGUCUCUCACCUGCGCGGGCCGGACGGCGGAAGCUUGGGAGCAGAGGCGAAACCCGUCCGCCCGUGGGCGUGGCCGGUGGUAAGCGGGGCGGGCCCGCCCGGCCUCCCGCCCCUCGUCCCGCCCCGGGGCCCCUACCCCGCGGUCCCGCGGCCUCGCCCGCCUUCGCCUCCGGCUCCCCGCACUCUCUGGGUCCACGCGUCGUCCUCCCGCGCGCCCGCCCGCCCAUGGCCGUGAAGGUGCGGUCACUGCUGCCGCCGCUGCUGCUGGCUGCCGCGGGCCUCGCCGGGCUCCUACUGCUGUGCGUCCCCACCCGCGACGUCCGGGAGCCGCCCGCCUUCAAGUACGGCAUCGUCCUGGACGCUGGCUCUUCACACACGUCCAUGUUUAUCUACAAGUGGCCGGCAGACAAGGAGAACGACACAGGCAUUGUGGGCCAGCACAGCUCCUGUGACGUUCCAGGUGGGGGCAUCUCCAGCUACGCAGACAACCCUUCUGGGGCCGGCCAGAGUCUUGUUGGAUGCCUUGAACAGGCACUUCGGGAUGUGCCCAAAGACAGACAUGCGGGCACGCCCCUCUACCUGGGAGCCACAGCGGGUAUGCGCCUGCUCAACCUGACCAAUCCAGAGGCCUCGACCAGUGUGCUCACGGCAGUGACACGCACACUGACCCAGUACCCCUUUGACUUCCGGGGUGCACGCAUCCUCUCGGGCCAGGAAGAGGGGGUAUUUGGCUGGGUGACUGCCAACUACCUGCUGGAGAACUUCAUCAAGUACAGCUGGGUGGGCCGGUGGUUCCGGCCAUGGAAGGGGACGCUGGGGGCCAUGGACCUGGGGGGUGCCUCCACCCAGAUCACCUUUGAGACGACCAGUCCAGCUGAGGACAGAGCCAGCGAGGUCCAGCUGCGUCUCUACGGCCAGCACUACCGAGUCUACACCCACAGCUUCCUCUGCUAUGGCCGUGACCAGGUCCUCCAGAGGCUGCUGGCCAGCGCCCUCCAGACCCACGGCUUCCACCCCUGCUGGCCGAGGGGCUUUUCCACCCAAGUGCUGCUCGGGGAUGUGUACCAGUCGCCAUGCACCGUGGCCCAGCGGCCCCAGACCUUCAACAGCAGUGCCAGGGUCAGCCUGUCGGGAAGCAGUGACCCCCACCUCUGCCGAGAUCUGGUUUCUGGGCUCUUCAGCUUCUCCUCCUGCCCCUUCUCCCGAUGCUCUUUCAAUGGGGUCUUCCAGCCCCCGGUGGCUGGGAACUUUGUCGCCUUCUCUGCCUUCUUCUACACGGUGGACUUCCUGCGGACUUUGAUGGGGCUGCCCGUGGCCACCCUGCAGCAGCUGGAGGCAGCCGCGGUGAAUGUCUGCAACCAGACCUGGGCGCAGCUGCAAGCUCGGGUGCCAGGGCAACGGGCCCGCCUGGCCGACUACUGCGCCGGGGCCAUGUUCGUGCAGCAGCUGCUGAGUCGCGGCUACGGCUUCGACGAGCGCGCCUUCGGCGGCGUAAUCUUCCAGAAGAAGGCCGCGGACACUGCAGUGGGCUGGGCGCUCGGCUACAUGCUGAACCUGACCAACCUGAUCCCCGCCGACCCGCCGGGGCUGCGCAAGGGCACAGACUUCAGCUCCUGGGUCGUCCUCCUGCUGCUCUUCGCCUCCGCGCUCCUGGCUGCGCUUGUCCUGCUGCUGCGUCAGGUGCACUCCGCCAAGCUCCCGAGCACCAUUUAGGGGCCGGCGGGGGCAGCUGCCCCAUCCCUUCCCCCACCCCUGUAUCCCCACCCCGUACUCCCACCCCUCCUCCAACCCCUGUACCCCCCACCCCUGUAUCCCCACCCCUCCACCCACCCUCACCCCUCUCCCACCCCUGUACCUACCUCUCUCCCCACCCCUGUAUCCUGCAUUCCUCCACCUGCCCUCCGUCCACCACCCCUCCACCCCACCACUGUAUUCUCCAUCCUUCCACCCCAUCCUCAGCGUCUCUGCCCCUAAGGCAGCCCAGGAAAUGGGAACUGAGACUCCGGUACCCACAGAGGCCUGGGUGGGCAAAGAGCGCUCAAUCCAGCUCCUUGAACCCGUCCAGCCCGCUUCAGCCUGGGCAUCAUUGCAGGCCCCGUGCUCCUUCUCCUCCUCCUCAGGGCUGGGUCUCCAGAGAGUGGGGCCUUGGUUCUGAGAAUCAGCCCUUAGAGGCUCCUUCUGUGGAGUUUGGGUCUGUACUGGGGAGGGUCACAGCCCACGGGCUGGCAGCCAGCCCAGCACCUACUUGUAAAAAUUUUGUAAUAAAAAGUUUUUCCUAUAGAUGUGAAA